ACUCCUAUUAUUAUUAUCAUCAUCUAUCCGUCCGUCCAUCUCAGUCCCACAAUUACAUCGAUAAGAAUAAUAACAAGUCGCUCCAGGAUACUAUUUCCACCAAUCCUGAUUUUCAUACUCAAACUUGUUCUUCUUCUCCUUCCUUCCACGGAGGUUAGGUUUAAUUCUUAAGAUGACCACUGAGGCUCCUUCAAAAGUCAUUCAUGUACGAAAUGUGGGACAUGAAAUUUCAGAGAAUGAUCUACUUCAGCUCGUUCAGCCUUUUGGUACUGUCACCAAGCUCGUCAUGUUACGUGCUAAAAAUCAGGCUCUUCUCCAGAUGCAUGAUCUUCCAUCUGCCAUCAAUGCAUUGCAAUACUACACUAAUGUUCAGCCAAGCGUUAGGGGUAGGAAUGUUUACAUUCAAUUCUCUUCGCAUCAAGAGCUUACGACAAUGGAACAAAAUGCUCAAGGACGAAAAGCUGACCAGGAUGCAGAGCCCAAUCGAAUACUCUUAGUUACAAUUCACCACCUGCUCUAUCCUAUUACGGUGGAAGUGCUUCACCAAGUGUUUUCUCCUCAUGGGUAUGUGGAGAAGAUCGUCACAUUUCAGAAGUCGGCUGGUCAGCUACUACAAGUCUUCUCUUUCCAUCUCUCUCUCUCUCUCUUUCACGCUUUUAAGGUUAUGCUGGGUUUUCAAGCUCUAAUCCAGUUCCAAUCACGCCAGAAUGCUGUUAUGGCCAGAGAUGGUCUCCAAGGGCGUAAUAUAUACGAUGGUUGCUGUCAGCUGGAUAUUCAGUUCUCAAACCUCACUGAAUUACAAGUGAACUAUAACAAUGAGCGUUCAAGGGAUUUCACGAACCCGUCUUUACCAUCUGAGCAGAAAGGCAGAUCCUCACAACCUGGUUACAGCGAUGCUGGGGGACUAUAUUCACUGCAACCUUCUGGAGCUUAUCCACAGAUGGGAAAUGCUGCAGCUAUUGCAGCUGCAUUUGGAGGAGGAUUGCCUCCUGGGAUAAGUGGUACUAAUGAAAGGUGCACCGUCCUGGUUUCGAAUCUGAACUCUGAUAAAAUUGACGAGGAUAAGCUUUUCAACCUGUUCUCGAUUUACGGGAACAUCAUAAGAAUCAAACUUCUUCGCAACAAGCCAGAUCAUGCACUUGUUCAGAUGGGAGAUGGUUUCCAGGCGGAGUUGGCUGUGCACUUUUUGAAGGGCGCCAUGCUUUUUGGUAAGAGAAUGGAGGUGAACUUCUCAAAAUUUCCAACCAUCACAACAGCACCAGAUACACAUGAAUACUCAAAUUCGAAUCUGAACCGGUUCAAUCGAAAUGCCUCGAAAAAGUAUCGAUACUGCUGCUCCCCAACUAAGAUGAUUCACCUUUCUACUCUUCCUCAAGAGAUCACAGAGGAGGAGAUUGUGGCCCACUUCGAAGAGCAUGGCGCAAUAGUCAAUACCAAACUUUUUGAGGCAAACGGGAAGAAGCAGGCUCUGGUGCUGUUCGAAACCGAGGAGCAGGCAACUGAAGCUCUUGUUUGCAAGCAUGCAAUCACCAUCGAAGGCUCUGUAAUCCGCAUCUCUUUCUCCCAGUUGCAGUCCAUCUAACUUAUGCUGCAAGUCUAACAUUUAUAUGUUUGUAUUCUAUUUCCUACCUCCUAGUAGUUAUGUUUGCUUUCGUUUCUCUUUCUUCUGUGGGCUAUCCCUCUUCCAUGUUUUAUUGGAACUUGUAUGCUUCACGGCUGCUGCUACUUUCAAGGCUUUAAGGUAACGAACAAUUGCUGCAUACCGUAAAGGUUCAGCAAAAUAUCUGUGUUGUACCUAUCCAUGGUGUUGUAUGAUACCUGUUUAUGUUCUAUUUCUUGCUUUCGUAAUUCACUA
This is a messenger RNA of Papaver somniferum (opium poppy), 1855 nucleotides long. Its product is annotated as polypyrimidine tract-binding protein homolog 3-like. Gene Ontology annotation, molecular function: mRNA binding. Gene Ontology annotation, biological process: regulation of RNA splicing. The record is from RefSeq and is a predicted model, not a curated record. Gene Ontology annotation, cellular component: nucleus. Bases 173 to 1582 code for a protein of 469 amino acids. Lineage: Eukaryota; Viridiplantae; Streptophyta; Magnoliopsida; Ranunculales; Papaveraceae. The transcript has 15 exons.